This is a messenger RNA of Striga hermonthica, 741 nucleotides long. The record is from the annotation of a GenBank genome assembly. NCBI's taxonomy places the organism in Eukaryota, Viridiplantae, Streptophyta, Magnoliopsida, Lamiales, Orobanchaceae.
AUGAAAGACAUACAAACAUCAGACGGAGAAAAAAAACCUGUUACAUUCAAUCGUUAUUUUGAGGCAAACGGGCCAGAUCCAAAAACUAAGAGCAAGUUUAAUAGCUACAUCGCCCUUCUAGGACGUAGCAAAGUCAGCAUCUUGAUACCGGACUGGCGAAAAGUGACUGAUAGGUAUAAAGAGCAAAUUUGGCAAGCUUUAUCGGAGCACUAUGAAUUGUCAAAUAAAGAGAAAUUGAGAAAGAGAGUGUUUUCACGUGCUGGGGAUGGUUGGAGGGCUUUCAAAACUAAGCUCAGUAGAGAAUACAUAUUUGGAGAAAAGAAUGGUUUGCUCCCGUAUGACGAUGGUUACCCUUUUUUGGAUGCAGACACUUGGAAGGCUUUUGUUGCAUCCUGUCUAACUACUGAAUUCUUGAAGAUUAUGGACGAGAAAUACAGGGCAAGAAAAGAGGCUUCCACUGAUCCAUCCGAAAUUAUUCCACCCCCAUCUCCUCCUUAUCGUCAUGAAUUAUGGAAAAGAGCUCGUAUAACAAAGAAAGGAGAUUAUGUCUCAAAGGAAGCCAAAAUUGUUGCUGACAAAAUUGAUUCUUUAGAGGAACAAUGCACUCAGGGCAGCUUCAAACCUGUUGGGAGAAACGAUAUACUCGCAACAGCGUUAGGAAAGCCGGAGCAUCCCGGGCGUGUGAGGGGAGUGGGGAAGGGUGUUGGGAUCAAGGACUUCUUUGAGCCGUCGAACUGUUAA